AGCUCCCUACUUAGUAUUAUGACAGGUAAGGCUUCUAAGGGUAGAGUUCUAUGUACCGGCGGAAUGGGCUACAUUGGUUCGCAUACCAUCGUGAUGUUACUUGAGGCAGGAUAUGAUUGUGCUAUUGUGGAUAACCUAUCGAACUCUUCGGUGGAGGUAUUGAAUCGCCUCAAGACCAUUACAGGGGUAGAUGUGCCUUUUUUCAACGCGGACGUUGGUGAUGUUGAUGCCAUGGAGAAGCUAUUCCGGGAUGAGAAGUUCGAUUGUGUCAUUCACUUCGCGGCGUUCAAAGCGGUAGGUGAGAGCGUUGAGAAGCCUCUGAUGUACUACCGUAAUAACAUUGGAGGGACCAUCACUAUGCUGGAAGCUAUGCUGAAAUACAACUGCAAGAAAGUUGUCUUUUCGAGCAGUGCUACGGUGUAUCAGGCCAGUGAGAAGCCCCUGACUGAGGACUGGCCGCUAGGACCGAUUAAUCCAUAUGGGCAGACCAAGAGGAUGAUGGAACAAAUACUAGAGGACUGCUGUGUCCCAGAUAAGGAGAUGAAGGUUGAGCUGCUGAGGUACUUCAAUCCUGUCGGUGCGCAUCCGUCGGGUCUCAUUGGGGAAGCUCCUUCAGGAUAUCCAAACAAUCUUAUGCCCUUCAUUCAGCAAGUUGGUAUCGGACGACGUUCGCAUCUCAACGUGUUCGGUAACGACUAUGACACACCUGAUGGAACUGGAGUCCGUGAUUAUAUUCAUGUUAUGGAUUUGGCUGAUGCUCACGUCAAGGCCGUCACCUACUUACUACGUGAUGAUAUUCACGGCGCGCACAUUCACAAUCUCGGCACUGGACGUGGUGCUAGCGUGCUUGAGAUGGUCAAAGCUUUUGAGGAAGCUUCAGGGAAGAAGAUUCCUUAUAAAGUCGUUGCUCGUCGGGCCGGUGAUCUCGGCAGUGUUAUCUGCAACCCUGCUUUGGCCGAAAAGGAGUUGGGAUGGGUAGCCACUCGUGAUAUGAAGACUGUUAUGGAGGACUCCUGGAGGUGGCAGAGCGAGAAUCCCUAUGGUUACGAUAAGGAGGCUCCCGAGAAAG
Messenger RNA from Perkinsus marinus ATCC 50983, 1069 nucleotides. RefSeq names its product UDP-glucose 4-epimerase, putative. The transcript has 5 exons. NCBI's taxonomy places the organism in Eukaryota, Perkinsozoa, Perkinsida, Perkinsidae. Gene Ontology annotation, cellular component: cytosol. The annotation marks the transcript as partial. Gene Ontology annotation, biological process: beta-D-galactose catabolic process via UDP-galactose, Leloir pathway. The record is from RefSeq and is a predicted model, not a curated record. Gene Ontology annotation, molecular function: UDP-glucose 4-epimerase activity.